AUGCCACCACCCAUUCGCCAGUGCACCGCCCAUGCCACUCUCCACCUAUGUAUACCAUGUCUAGUGGGCGAGGGUUUCUCCUCCAAUCCACAUAUUAGCGUCUGGGUUCCCUCGUCAGCUUCCUUACGCGACCCCGUCGCCAGAUGCUCGAGUGACUCAAGCUACUGUCUAAGGCCUGUAUCCGAGCUCACAGCGUCAACUGUGUCAGAUACUCCGAGCGAGAAUGGUGCCGUUGAAAAGAUCGUCCCAUGGUUCAAGCCCCUCUUUCGACAAACGUGGGAUGUUACAAAUUUCUUGCCCAGCGUCAAGGUAUGUAUGUGUGUAGGUACUACUAUAUAUGUAUGGUGCAAAGGUGGAUUGUGGCUUUACAUGACGCUUGCAUUUAGACUGGCCGGCCUGAAGUCUUCGGAACACCUUCCUGCGUCGCGCAGUGGUGACCUCAAUAUCCAUGGAUGCAAGGCAUCGAGAACUCAUGCUUGGAGAUUCUCGAUCUCGGGCCUUUUCUCGGUCUUGGAAAGCGGAGACCCCCACGCCGUAGGGACCAAGACCGGCGAGACCAAGACCUCAAUCCUCAUCCUGUGA
Messenger RNA from Plenodomus lingam JN3, 582 nucleotides. RefSeq lists its product as uncharacterized. Lineage: Eukaryota; Fungi; Ascomycota; Dothideomycetes; Pleosporales; Leptosphaeriaceae. The record is from RefSeq and is a predicted model, not a curated record.